CUACAACUCCCGGCGCCCUUUGCACGCCCAUGGCAGGGAGUGCCUGCGCAUGCGCGGUGUGUCUGCGGGAGCAGCUCCUGGUCAGUGAGUGUGUAUAGUUGGUGGGUGCUGGUGGCUUCCUGGCAGCAGCGGUGCGGGGUGAACUAUACAGAGAUCAACAUUGACCGUAAUAAUCGUUGAUCUAAACGCCGUCAGGUGUUGGGGACACCCAACAAGUCACUAUGACCAUGGCUUUUCGGAAAGACUUGGACAAAUACAGGGAUAUGGAUGAUGAUGAACUCCUUCAAAACCUCUCUGAAGCUGAUCUGAAACAACUAGAAAAUGUCUUUGAAGAGCUUGAUCCAGAGAAUGCACUGCUGCCAGCAGGGUUUCGACAGAAGGACCAGACAUUCAAUAAGUCCACUGGUUCUUUUGACAGAGAGCAUCUGCUGGAAUACUUGGAAAAGGAAGCACUAGCUCAUAAAGACAUUGACGAAGUUGUACCAUAUACUGGAGAGAAAAAAGGGAAAAUAUUUAUCCCCAAGCAGAUGCCCAAAGAUUUUCAUAAGGAGGAUAAGUUAUCUCUCGAUCCAGAACUGGAAGAAGCAUUGAGCAGCGCCACGGACAUAGAACUAAGUGAUCUUGCAGCUAUCCUUGGUAUGCCCAGCCUGUUACCAAACAGUACUAGCAAUGGGAUUGAUAGCCAAGGAUUUCCAAAUGUUGUCAAGGCAGAGCCAAUGAGACCUGUCUUUGAUGAACCACCAAACCCCACCAAUGUGGAAGAGAGUCUAAAGAGAAUCAAAAGCAAUGACCCACGCUUGAUUGAAGUCAAUCUUAAUAACAUUAAGAACAUUCCGAUUCCCAUCUUGAAAGAAUUCGCAAUGGCUUUGGAAUCAAAUACACAUGUUAAAGCAUUUAGCAUUGCAGCAACAAGAAGCAAUGAUCCUGUUGCAGUGGCAUUUGCAGAUAUGCUGAAAGUGAAUAAAACUCUAACGAGUCUUAAUAUUGAAUCGAACUUUGUCACUGGAGCUGGCAUCUUGGCUUUGGUGGAAGGGCUGAAAGAGAAUAAAACGCUCCGAGAAAUAAAAAUAGAUAAUCAGCGACAACAACUGGGAACUGGUGUGGAGAUGGAAAUUGCUCGGUUGCUGGAAGAAAACACAGAAAUUCUUAAAUUUGGGUACCACUUUACACAGCAAGGUCCACGGACAAGGGCGGCCGCUGCUAUAACAAAGAAUAAUGAUCUUGUGUGGAGUUUACGAGUACUUGUUACUUCACCUCUACCGGCAUCUCAUCGAGGCUGACUCCGCAGUGACACACAGUUCGUAAGCGAAGAGUGGAAAGCGACCACGAUGCAACUUUAUUUUAACAUGAGAACAUUCUUUGGAGAUUUCAAGAUCAUUGGUUCAUAAUGAGCUGUGUUCGGGCGUUAUAGUCUCCGACUUCAUCUGGCUGGGAAGAAGGGAAGAUACUGGAAAACGGCAAACCAUUAUCUGAUCAUUCUUUUCACUCUAUUAUGAUAUACCUUGCUUUUUUUAAAUCUAAUUUAAUUCUAAAUCUAAUUGUAAACUGAAGAGCCAUAUAUAUCGGAUAAUUGCAAUUCUAAGACUGUAACCUACUUAUUUCUGGAAUGAUAUAAAUACCAGUCCUUGUCCAAUAGUCACUGUUCGGAAGGCCACAACACAGUAGCGUCAAGGGAGGUAGAUUCUAGGUGGACGGUUUAGGCGUAGUUGUAUGUAAAAAGGGAAUGUCUAAGUUGCAGUAGUGUUUUUGUACUUUUAAAAUACCUAGUGACAAAAAGGAAUCUAGAAUGCUGAUUACACCAAUACAAAAACUGUUACUGUAGUGGUACCGUACACACUGCAAUUUGUAUGGGUUAUUAGGUCAUUCUAGACCAAAUUGGACGGAAAUUGCUAAGUGUGUGUGCCACUUUCCCAGUCUGAAUAGAUUGGACGCGACUGAUUGGUCCUGAUAACCGUGUGCAACACAUCAGUGUUCUGUGGCCACGGCAGGAAACCUUCUGAGCUGUUUGGAUGGCCACCUAUCAAAUGGGAUCCGGUCUCUAGGUCGACAGUGUCUAGGUCGACCACUAUUGGUCAACAUGGUUUCUAGGUCCACAGGGACUCUAAGUCAACAUGACAAAAGGUCGACAUGAUUUUUUUUUUUUUUUAAAUGUCUUUAUUUCUUUUUAACUUUUUCAUCGUUUACGAUCCACGUGGACUACAAUUGGGAACGGUAACCUGUGCCGAGCGCAGCGAGGAACCUUGCCCGAAGCAUGUCAAGCGAAACGAGCCAUGCAAGGGGACACUGUGCACUAAUUGGGGUUCCCCAUCAUUUUACAAAGAAAACGACACCAAUUUUUUUAUUAAACUCAUGUCGACCUUUUUUCAUGUCAACCUAGAGUCCCUGUCGACCUAGGAACCAUGUCGACCUACUUACUGUCGACCUAAGUCUAUUCUUUUUAACAUACCACACCCCUAUCAAAUGACUGUAUCUGUUUAUUGUUAGUAUUUGUGGCCAUAAUGGAAACAUUUGGUAGCUCACAACAGCGGGAUUGCAGUGUGUGGAGAUCUGGUUUUCACUGACAUCUAAAUAGACUAAUCCCUGUCAAAUGAUAGAUGACAAGGUACAUAGACCUAGAAACAGAAGAUAUCUAGAAGUGCUUUAGUUGAUGUGGAUGGAAACUUUUAAUUAUACUACCAAGCACUCCACUGGGGAGCUGUUUUUUUAUUAAACCACUUCUCCCUCUAAAUAUUUUCUUUACUAUAGAAAAGGUGGGUUCUUUAGGGAUGUAUCUACAUUUAUAUUGUUUUUCUUUCUUUUCUUUAGUAAUAUGCUGUAAAUAUUCUUUUUGUUUUGAGGACAUAUUGAAGUUCUGCUAUGUCUUCAUUUAUGCAGUCUGUACAAUGGAGCUAUUCACCAUUUAGCUCACUUAUUUCAGGGAAACAAAAUGAACCAAAUAUCCCAUCCUAGGUAAUUAUAGAACUUUGGGGCAGAUUUAUUAAGCCUGGUGAAGUGAUACAUUGCACAGUGAUAAAGGACCAGCUAAUCACAUCCUAACUACCAUGUCACCAGCUGGGUUUGAAAAAUGACAGUUAGGAGCUGACUGGCUGGUGCUUUAUCACCUUCAACUUUAUCACUUCACCAGGCUUAAUAAAUCUGCCCCUGAGUAACCUGCUUAUGUGUUAACCUCAUGCCUGUAAAUUUUAAACAACACUUCUCAGUUGAAAUCUACUCUUGAAUUAAGGGAUAGCCAUAUAAUAUAGCCAUUUCGCUAUAUAGCGUACAUUGUUGAAACUCCUUGUUUAUUUUAAUAGCUAUGUGAGUAAAAUUACAUUUACUUCCUUUAUCAUUCCUAAUUUAGAUGCUGAAAUGAUGUACAUUGGCUGUAUCUUAUAUUGUAUUUUUGUAAUAGUGUACAAGUCAUUAAAGGGUGCCAAACACUGUA
Molecule: messenger RNA, 3424 nt
Organism: Pseudophryne corroboree (corroboree frog)
Lineage: Eukaryota; Metazoa; Chordata; Amphibia; Anura; Myobatrachidae
Product: tropomodulin-3-like
Exons: 11
Coding region: 222-1280 (352 amino acids)
Biological process (GO): myofibril assembly; pointed-end actin filament capping; actin filament organization
Cellular component (GO): striated muscle thin filament; myofibril; cytoskeleton
Molecular function (GO): tropomyosin binding
Source: RefSeq, a predicted model, not a curated record